AAACUACUAUGCUGUAUUGGCUUACAUGGACAAUACAACAUGGAUAGCAUCAUCAAAAGAACAACUACAGAAUAUUCUCUAUACUGCUACAACCUUCUACAAAUUAACAAACAUCAAAAUAAAUCUAAAUAAAUUGGUGCUCACAAUUUUCAACUCGACCAAUACACCUAAUAUCACUUUUAAUGAAACCACUAUAGAAGGUAUUAAGCCAAAACAG
Molecule: messenger RNA, 217 nt
Organism: Racocetra persica
Lineage: Eukaryota; Fungi; Glomeromycota; Glomeromycetes; Diversisporales; Gigasporaceae
Source: the annotation of a GenBank genome assembly